UUUAUUGGUUGGCUCGGCGCUGGCAGGGCAGCGGAGCGGAGAGGAGGAGCAGAGCUCUGCUGCGCCGCGCGACUCCUCACCUCUCCGACUCAAUCCCAUCUCCACCUUUCAUCCCUCAACUUGUCCCGCACCAGGAUGGACGCGUUUGGCCGGAAAAUGUCGAAAGAAUGCGGGAGACGAGGGCGAGGAGUGCAUCGGUAACCGGAGCGGCUUUGGGCGUCGGUGAUGUUUGCAAUUUAUGACUGCAGAAAUUACGCGUAGACCAGAUCGGCGCACCGGUGCGCUCCCGGAGAGGAAGAAUGGACAUGUGAACGGGCAUGAUUCCCGAAAUAAGUCCAGUUUUGGUUCAUUAACUUGAAAAUUGUCAGAGUCGCGCAAGUGAAGAGGAUCGAUUGCUUAAUUGAUUGAGAUUUUUGUGCACUGGAGGAGGAAUUCGUGCGCCAAUAGCUCACGGGGCCAAUAUGCCAGAAUGGGUCCUCUACGGUAUUUAUUCCUCUGUGGACUUCUGCACACUCAAACCGACGGGUCUCGUCUUCGCCAGGAAGACUUUCCUCCUCGCAUUCUAGAGCAUCCUUCUGACCUCUUUGUGUCUAAAGGCGAGCCAGCCACUCUGAAUUGUAAAGCAGAGGGUCGCCCAACGCCGACAGUAGAAUGGUAUAAAGACGGUGAGCGUGUGGAGACAGACCGGGACAACGCACGCUCUCAUCGUAUGCUCCUGCCCAGCGGGUCCCUCUUCUUCCUACGCAUUGUCCACGGGCGACGCAGCAAACCUGAUGACGGCAACUAUGUGUGCGUGGCCCGCAACUAUCUUGGAGAAGCCGUGAGCCGGAAUGCAUCUCUACAAGUAGCACUGUUGCGUGAUGACUUCAGACAGAACCCACAAGAUGUGGUAGUUGCAGUCAGUGAGACAGCCAGUCUCGAGUGUCAACCUCCACGAGGACAUCCUGAACCCACCACCUUCUGGAGGAAGGAUAAAGCUCGUCUGGACCUCAAAGAUGAUAGGAUCACGGUUCGAGGUGGAAAGCUGACCAUCACUAACUCCAAGAAGAGCGACACAGGCAUUUAUGUGUGUGUGGCAGCCAACAUGGUUGGAGAGAGAGAAAGUGAAACUGCUCAGCUCUCAGUGUUUGAGAGACCCGUGUUCGUGCAGCGGCCCGUGAACCAGGUGGUCUUAGUCGAUGAGAGUGUUGAGUUCAGGUGUCAGGUUCACGGUGACCCGCCGCCUACACUGCGCUGGAAAAAGGAGGAUGUGGACAUUCCCCGUGGCAGAUAUGACAUCAGAUAUGAGAAGGAGGAUUUUGUGCUGAGGAUAAAGAAAGCCUCAGCCAGUGAUCAGGGAACUUUUAUCUGCCUGGCAGAGAACCGAGUGGGUAAAGUGGAGGCUUCUGCCUACCUGACAAUCCGAGAGGCGCCCCAGUUUGUGGUGCGACCCCGCGACCAGAUUGUGGCCCAAGGACGAACAGCUACCUUUCCAUGUGAGACAAAAGGCAAACCUCAGCCUACUGUCUUCUGGCAAAGAGAGGGUAGCCAGGAUCUUCUGUUUCCCAACCAGCCGACAGAAGAAGACAGCCGUGUGUCUGUGUCUGUCAAUGGAGAGCUGACAAUUUUGUCUGUGCAACGGUCUGACGCAGGAUAUUAUAUCUGCCAGGCCCUCACUGUAGCAGGGAGCAUCAUGACCAAGGCCCAACUUGAAGUUGCAGACGCUCUGAAGGACCGCCCCCCACCCAUUAUCAGGCAGGGACCCUCCAAUCAAACGCAGGCGAUGGGUGGUGUGACCAUACUUAGGUGCCAGGCAUCCGGGGACCCAGAACCGACAGUUACCUGGAGAAAGAAUGGGGCCAGUUUGCUGGGAAAAGACCUUCGGUUUUCCCUGUUGGAACACGGCAGUCUUCAGAUCCAGAGCACGAGGCUGUCUGACUCUGGAUCGUACACGUGUGUUGCCACCAGCUCCAGCGGUGAAACAUCAUGGAGCGCUUACCUGGAUGUCAAAGACUCUCCUGACCUUGUUGACUUCAUGUUCCACAAUGUGACUGCCCUGCCGGGGCCGCCCUCCAAGCCAGAGGUCACUGAUGUUACCAGAAGCAGUAUCUCGUUGUCAUGGGAACCGGGGCCAGAGACAAGCUCCCCAGUAUCUUCCUAUGUCAUUGAGGCCUUUGGUCAGUCAGUCAGUAACAGCUGGCAGACAGUAGCAGACCAUGUGAGGAGCGCGGAUUUUACCGUCAACGACCUACGACCCAAUACAGUGUACCUAUUCAUCAUCAGGGCAGUUAAUGCUCAAGGACUUGGAGACCCCAGCCCCAUGUCAGAUCCUGUCCGUACACAAGACAUUAGUCCUACAGCACAGGGUGUGGACCAUCACAGAGUGCAGAAGGAGUUGGGAGAUGUAUUGGUCAGCAUGCAUAACCCUGUAGUCCUGAGCUCCACUUCUGUGCAGGUCACAUGGACUGUGGAGAAUCCAUCACAGUUUAUUCAAGGCUACCGGGUUCUGUACCGACAAACGUCAGGGUUGCCCUCCCCAGGACCUUGGCAGAUGCAAGAUUUGAAGGUGGCUUCAGAGAGGGACAUAACUCUCUCCGCUCUGAAGAAAGGCAUCGUCUAUGAGAUUAAAGUGCGACCGUACUUCAAUGAGUUCCAGGGCGCAGACAGUGAAUCCAUGACAGCACGCACCAUGGAAGAAGCACCCAGUGCACCUCCCCAGCAAGUGACAGUGUUGACAGUCGGGAAUCAUAACAGCACCUCCAUCAGUGUAUCAUGGGACCCUCCACCCUCCGACGAGCAAAACGGCAUCAUCCAGGAGUACAAGAUCUGGUGUUUGGCCAAUGACACACAGUUUCAUGUCAAUAAAACUGUGGAUGCAACCAUCCGUUCAGUGGUCAUCGGGGGCCUACAGGCUGGGGUCCAAUACCGCGUAGAGGUGGCUGCAGGCACCAGUGCAGGGGUGGGGGUCAAAAGCAAACCCCAACUCAUCAUGCUGGGUGCAGAAUUGAGGGACGUAAUGACGGGGUCAGAGGGCAACAACAGCAUCUCAGAUGUGGUGAAGCAGCCGGCCUUCAUCGCUGGGUUGGGCGGAGCCUGCUGGAUUGUUCUCAUGGGCUUCAGUGCCUGGCUGUACUGGAGGAGAAAAAAGAGGAAAGGCCUGAGCAACUACGCAGUUCAGUCCUUCACCUUUACGCGUGCAGUUACCUUCCAAAGAGACAGAGGCCUGAUCAGAAAUGGAAGUCGUCCCGGUCUGCUGAAGGCAGGCGAUCAAGGCCUGCCCUGGUUGGCUGACUCAUGGCCCUCCACCAGUCUCCCAGCUAACGAGGGCUUAGGGAGCCCAAAGGGCAACAGCAAUUUUGGCCGUGGAGAUGUUUUACCGUCUGCAGCCGUAGAGAAGACGGGCACCAUGCUGUCUGAUGGUGCCAUCUACAGCAGCAUUGAUUUCAUGGGGAAGGCAGGCUACAGCAGCCCAGUGAGAAGCAGUCAGCCCACCCCCUACGCCACCACUCAGAUACUGCAGUCCAACAGUUUCCACGAGUUGGCAGUGGAUAGACCAGAUCCCCGCUGGAAAGCAUCUCUCCAAGCCCAGCAGGAAAUAGCAAACCUGGGCUAUUCGCUGACUGACAGACGCCCUGGUAGCGGUGGAAAUGGAAAGGUUGGGAAGAAGAAGAAGGCGAAGGGUGGAACAAAGACUUCUAAAUCAAAUGGGACGUGUUGGGCGAACAUGCCCCUGCCUCCUCCACCCAUGCACCCUCUCCCUGGUACCGAGGUUGACCUUGACCAGUACCCCCAGGAAAGCCACGGAGGAGGAUAUGACGGAGACAGCUGGGGUCCACCCCUGUCAGUCCAGCCUUACCUUCACCAGAACUUGGAUAACGAAUUGGAAGAGGAACGAGGUCCCACUCCACCCCUGAGGGGGAGAACUUCCUCACCUGCAGCAGUUCCAUUCAGCCAACCACCGUCUUCUUCUCUCAGCUCCGCCCACCAUGAAGAAAUGCAGUCCAUUUUACAGGCUCACUUGGAUGAGCUGACCCGAGCCUACCAAUACGAGGUGGCGAAGCAGGCAUGGCACAUGAAGAGUAGUCCAAAUAUGUCUAACACACCAAUCCCUCCUGUGGACUUCAUGUCCAGUACACUGGGCUCUGACUUUGGGGCCACCCUCCUUUCUGAAGAUGAUGAGGAUGAGGAUGAAAGAUAUGCUGUGGUGUCAAAGAAUUUGUGCGGCUUUGAAUACACGCCAAGUCAUAGUUUGGAGAACUUUGAUGGGUCAGGUAUAACUUCUCAGCAGUGCCACUCGGACAGCUCUGGCACAGCUGACACAGGUGCACAGGGCACGCAUAGCCUUGGACACAAGAGGGCACCACUUACUGGCCUCAAACCGCAAUCAGACAAAGUUGGAACUCUGCCCAGACCAAGAAACACCAACACAGACUCAGCCCACACACGAGCCAUGAAGUCCCCGCACAGCGCGGGCGCUGCCUGCAUGCACAGCUCAUGGGCAGCUGCAGCCUCAGACCCAUCUCAGGAGUGCAUGGUAACGGUGUCGACACUAGAACAGCAACAUAUGGUGUCCUGGAGUGGCACAACAGCAUCCAGCAGGGCCACCCUGAGUCGGGGUUCCCACCAGAGACCUGGCACAGAUUCCAUCUCGCAACGGGCAUCCACCAACAAGCAGCACAGAAAAAAGGGAACACUGUGGAAAUGGAAAGGUUGGGAAGAAGAAGAAGGCGAAGGGUGGAACAAAGACUUCUAA
Messenger RNA from Thalassophryne amazonica, 4732 nucleotides. RefSeq names its product roundabout homolog 2-like. Gene Ontology annotation, cellular component: plasma membrane; axon. Gene Ontology annotation, biological process: cell-cell adhesion; axon guidance. The coding region runs from base 470 to 4732 and encodes 1420 amino acids. Gene Ontology annotation, molecular function: protein binding. The transcript is spliced from 27 exons. NCBI's taxonomy places the organism in Eukaryota, Metazoa, Chordata, Actinopteri, Batrachoidiformes, Batrachoididae. The record is from RefSeq and is a predicted model, not a curated record.